GUGAAUUAUUAGGAGUCUCCAAACCGGUGACGUAAGAGGCAGAGACGUCGUCGUCAUGGCGUCGACGGCGCUGCUGAGACCGGAGCUGUGUUUUUAGUUCAAAAAACGGGGCUGCGGUCGACGAGCCGUCGAGAUGGAGAGUAAUGCAACUCUGCACGGAGACGCUUCAGAGGCAGGAGAAACGGGAGGGAACAGCAGCGCCAAAGCAGAGCUGUCGGUCAGCAGUUUGGGUCCGAGUUGCACAACAAGCGCCACUACUACUACUACUACUACUACUACUACUUCAAGUGCUAAUGCUAAUGCUAGCGCUAACGCCGCGUCUCGCGCGGAUGUUUGUGAAAUGACGGGAAAGCUCGUGCAGAGUGGAGAAGAACCGGGGAACGGGCUGGGUCACGGUGCGUGUGAAUCUGAUGCCGGAAAUCAUGACGCUCCAAACUCGAAGUUAGUAAACAAGCCGAGCAGAGAGGAGCCCUCUACAGGGACUACAAGUGUGCGAGCGGAUAUUACAGAUCAUCAGGAGGCGAGCAGGCUGUCAAAAACGAGCAGUGUGUGUGCUGAGAGCAGUGCUGCCAAGGCCAAGUCCGAGUCUAAUGAAGGCACCCUGUCUCAGGGGCUGCCCAGCCUGGACUCCCUGGAGUCCUUCUCUAAUCUCAACUCCUCCUGUCCGAGCUCUGAACCUGUCAGUGAAGGCUUGGAGGAUCAGGAGAAGGGAUUGACAGUGAUCCCUCAGGGCCAGCAUGGGGCAGAAGGGGGCAAAACUCAGAGCUGCAAGGAUCGAAGUGGUGCAGGUCAGUCCAUCUACCACAUCAAGUGGAUCAGGUGGAAGGAGGAGAACACGCCUAUCAUCACCCAGAAUGAGAAUGGUCCAUGCCCUCUGCUGGCUAUUAUGAACGUGCUUCUCUUGGCCUGGAAGGUCAAGUUGCCACCAAUGAUGGAGAUCAUAACAGCAGAGCAGCUGAUGGAGUAUCUGGGAGACUACAUCCUUGAUGCCAAACCAAAAGAGAUCUCUGAAGCUCAGCGUUUGAACUACGAGCAGAACAUGAGCGACGCCAUGGCAGUCCUCCACAAGCUACAGACGGGUUUGGACGUGAAUGUGAAGUUCACAGGCGUCAGGGUGUUUGAAUACACCCCUGAGUGCAUCGUCUUCGACCUGCUCGACAUCCCACUGUACCAUGGCUGGCUGGUUGAACCUCAGAUGAGUGAUAUAGUGAAGGCGGUGGGGAACUGCAGUUAUAACCAGCUGGUUGAGAAGAUCAUCAGUUAUAAGCAGUCGGAGAACAGCGAGCUGGCUGGAGAAGGCUUUGUGGCGGAGCAGUUCCUUCACAGCACGGCCACGCAGCUGACCUACCACGGCCUGUGCGAGCUCACGUCCACCGUCCAGGAGGGGGAACUCUGCGUGUUCUUCAGAAACAACCACUUCAGUACCAUGACCAAAUUCAAGGGUCAGCUGUACCUGCUGGUGACAGAUCAGGGCUUUCUGACCGAGGAGAAGGUGGUGUGGGAGAGUCUACAUAACGUGGAUGGAGACGGAAACUUCUGCGAUUCAGAGUUUCGUCUGAGACCCUCCGACCCCGAGAGCGUCUACCACGGCCAGCAGGACCAGAUUGACCAGGAUUACCUGAUGGCACUGUCGCUACAGCAGGAGCAGCAGGUGUCAGAGCUGGGCUGGGAGCAGCUUCCUGAGGGAAUCAGUGAUCUGGAGUUAGCGAAGAAGCUGCAGGAGGAGGAAGAUCGCAGGGCGUCUGAGUUCUAUCAGGAGCAGGAGGAGGAGCAGGAACAGGCUGCUGCAGCUGCACAGGCCGCACAGGCUCAGGCAGGAGGAGGCGCUGUGGCUGAAGGAGCAGUCGCCGCCCCGGCAGGAGGAGCAGCAUCGUGUCCCAGUCCAGGAAAGCACAGUUCCAGUACGGAGCGCAAAGCCAAGAAAGAGGCCAAGGAGAAGGAGAAGUGCGUGAUCCUGUAACAGCCCUGCAGCCUGCUCACGGUUCUGACUGAAAGGCAGAAGGCUCGUCGUUCCACACUGACUCAGAGCUGCACAAGGAGUGAGAGAGAGCGUGACGGAGGAGAGGAUCUGCUGUUCCUAAGCCACUGGUGCCUGAUGCUGUUUGCUCUCUGAGCUCUGAACACACACACACAGCAGAGCCGAUCGGGGGGGGGGGAUAAACUCGCACCACGUCUCUGAUCAAGCUCGCCUGACCUUCCUACAGCCGCACGGUGCACCGCGCUUGUGUGGAGUGACCUCACGCUUCAGGAUGGUGGAUUUUAUAGCAAAAUGCACCAGAGGGAGAAAUAACGGCACCGUUUUCUUCUUUUCUUUUUCUUGAUUUCCGUUACUGCAAUUGUUUCUAAGAUGUUUUAUAAGCUGUUUUAUAGCGCAUAUAUAUAUAUAUAUAUAUA
Messenger RNA from Hemibagrus wyckioides, 2394 nucleotides. It is a transcript of the gene mindy2, whose product is annotated as MINDY lysine 48 deubiquitinase 2. NCBI's taxonomy places the organism in Eukaryota, Metazoa, Chordata, Actinopteri, Siluriformes, Bagridae. The transcript has 9 exons. Gene Ontology annotation, molecular function: K48-linked deubiquitinase activity; cysteine-type carboxypeptidase activity; cysteine-type deubiquitinase activity. Gene Ontology annotation, cellular component: cell periphery; cytosol. Bases 134 to 1960 code for a protein of 608 amino acids. The record is from RefSeq and is a predicted model, not a curated record. Gene Ontology annotation, biological process: protein K48-linked deubiquitination.